This is a messenger RNA of Neocloeon triangulifer, 1203 nucleotides long. It is a transcript of the gene PIG-L, whose product is annotated as N-acetylglucosaminyl-phosphatidylinositol de-N-acetylase. NCBI's taxonomy places the organism in Eukaryota, Metazoa, Arthropoda, Insecta, Ephemeroptera, Baetidae. Gene Ontology annotation, molecular function: N-acetylglucosaminylphosphatidylinositol deacetylase activity. Gene Ontology annotation, cellular component: endoplasmic reticulum. Gene Ontology annotation, biological process: GPI anchor biosynthetic process. The transcript has 4 exons. The coding region runs from base 172 to 984 and encodes 270 amino acids. The record is from RefSeq and is a predicted model, not a curated record.
GCCAGCUGAGUGUGUUGUGUGCAUUAUUUUUACACAGCUUUAAGGCAGCCUUUAAGUGAUUUGUGCAAUUUUUAUAUAAUAUUGCAAGAUUUUAACCAUAUUAGUCUUUGCCAAUGAUUUCAACCUAGAUAUACAUAUAUGUAAGCCGAUCUCAAAUCCUAACCAUCUAGGAUGGAAGCGGCCAGAGCCUACUUGUGGGAAUGGACUUGGGCUUUGGGCCUUUUGCUUGGAACUUACGCCUCUCUGGGUUUAAUCCAUUUUUGGACCCGGCGUGGGAACCCUUGUCCUGCUCUCCUUAAGGCCCAAAGGGUUCUUUUAUUGACUGCGCAUCCUGACGACGAAUGCAUGUUUUUUGGGCCGACCGUGGUUGGUUUAUUAGGACGAGGAGGAUCUGCCAAAAGACUGUUCCUCGUCUGCCUUUCUUCAGGGGACCAAGAUGGGCUUGGAGCCCAGAGAAAGCAAGAGCUUAGAGACAGCUGCCGAGUACUUGGGAUCAAAGAUGAGGAUCUUUAUAUUUACCAGAGCACUCGUCUUAAAGAUGGUCUUAAAACGGAGUGGCCAGUCGAAGAAGUGGCCUCAAUUGCAGAGAGGCACAUGCUGCAGCUUGGAGUGGAUUUAGUGGUAACCUUCGAUCGAUACGGGGUUAGUGGACACCCUAAUCACCAGUCUCUCUUCUAUGGUCUUGCGGCCCUCCACUUAAAGAGUAAAAUUCCCCAAGGCGUUGAAGUUUUGUGUGUUGAGUCGGUGAGUCGAUUACGUAAGUACCUUGGACCUUGUGACAGUUUGUUGUCGUGGGUCGUCGGAAAUCAUCAAAUUGUGCUGACUGCUAAAGAAAGGAAGCGUGUCCUCGAGGCAAUGGCAUGCCACCAAAGUCAGAUCGUGUGGUUCCGAAGACUUUAUUUGCUCUUCAGCCGCUAUACUUUCCUUAAUAGCUUUUCACCAAUACGCUCCGAGGCACUCGAGUUGUCUCUGGCGCUGGACUAAAUUACUAAAACCUUUGUACACGUAUUCAGUUUGCUAGACGAAUUUAUUUUUGUUCCAAUUAAAUCAUGUUGGCUUUGUAAAAGCCCUGCAUUGUUUCAAUGUUGUGAUAUUUUGCUCAAGUGUGCUGUUCGUGUGAAAUUUCUGGACGCUGUUUUAAGCGGGCGCUCUUGAUAGUUUAUUUAUUGUAAUUUUAUAGUGAAUAAAACUCUUUACUGCGUA